CACUUGCUGGGUGCCAGCAUGUCAGCUGUGAUCUUGGAGAACCGAGGUGUGGGCAGAAAAUUUUCUGACUGUGGACAGGAAACAAGCUACAUUGAAGAUAACGGCAAUGAAAAUGGUGCUGUCUCCUUGAUAUUCUCACUCAAAGAAGAAGUUGGUGCACUGGCCAAAGUCUUACGCUUAUUUGAGGAGAAUGACAUCAACCUGACUCACAUUGAAUCUAGACCUUCUCGUUUAAACAAAGAUGAGUAUGAAUUUUUCAUCAAUCUGGAUAAGCAUAGUGUGCCUGCUCUGGCCAGCAUCAUCAAGAUCCUGAGGCAUGACAUCGGUGCCACGGUCCAUGAGCUUUCCCGAGAUAAGGAGAAAGACACAGUGCCCUGGUUUCCAAGGACCAUUCAAGAGCUGGACAGAUUUGCCAAUCAGAUUCUCAGUUAUGGAGCUGAACUGGAUGCAGACCACCCUGGUUUUAAAGAUCCUGUGUACCGAGCACGACGGAAGCAGUUUGCUGACAUAGCCUACAGCUACCGCCAUGGGCAGCCCAUCCCUCGGGUGGAAUAUACAGAGGACGAGAAGAAGACAUGGGGGACGGUGUUCAGGACCCUGAAGUCCUUGUAUAAAACCCACGCUUGCUAUGAGCACAAUCACAUUUUUCCACUUCUGGAAAAGUACUGUGGCUUCAGUGAAGAUAACAUUCCCCAGCUGGAAGAUGUUUCACAGUUCCUGCAGACUUGUACAGGUUUCCGCCUCCGACCUGUGGCUGGUUUGCUGUCUUCUCGAGAUUUCUUGGGUGGCCUGGCCUUUCGAGUCUUUCAUUGCACACAGUACAUCAGACAUGGAUCCAAGCCCAUGUAUACACCUGAACCUGACAUCUGCCAUGAGCUGUUGGGACAUGUGCCCUUGUUUUCAGAUCGUAGCUUUGCUCAGUUUUCACAGGAAAUUGGCCUCGCCUCUCUGGGAGCACCUGAUGAGUACAUUGAGAAACUUGCCACGAUUUACUGGUUCACUGUGGAGUUUGGGCUCUGUAAACAAGGAGACUCCAUAAAGGCAUAUGGUGCUGGGCUCCUGUCAUCCUUUGGUGAAUUACAGUACUGCUUGUCAGACAAACCAAAGCUCCUGCCCCUGGAUCUGGAGAAGACAGCCACCCAAGAGUACAGCGUCACAGAGUUCCAACCCUUGUACUAUGUGGCUGAGAGUUUCAGUGAUGCCAAGGAGAAAGUGAGAAACUUUGCUGCCACAAUUCCUCGACCCUUCUCAAUUCACUAUGACCCAUACACCCAGAGGGUUGAAGUCUUGGGCAGUACCCAGCAGCUGAAGAUUUUGGCUGACUCCAUCAACAGUGAAGUUGGAAUCCUUUGCAGUGCCCUCCAGAAAAUAAAGUGA
Castor canadensis (American beaver) is the source of this 1377-nucleotide messenger RNA. RefSeq names its product phenylalanine hydroxylase (gene Pah). The record is from RefSeq and is a predicted model, not a curated record. Gene Ontology annotation, molecular function: iron ion binding; phenylalanine 4-monooxygenase activity. Lineage: Eukaryota; Metazoa; Chordata; Mammalia; Rodentia; Castoridae. Gene Ontology annotation, biological process: L-tyrosine biosynthetic process; L-phenylalanine catabolic process.